AUGUGUACUACCUAUUUCUCCACCUAUAUCAACUGCAGCCACCGUCCUUUCCGGCGAACGAGAUGUCCUCUCUACAACCAAGAUCCUCGAGCCUGUACCCGUAAAGUUGAAGUUCUCACAGACGAAGGCCUUCUCUGCCCAGCUUGUUUCGAUCAGGUCGUUUGGGUUCGAUCCAACGGUGAAUGGGAUGUCGUAGAAACACCAGAUGGUGAUCUUGCGAAAGAUGAUUGGGUAGAGGUUGUGCGAGUCGGAUAUGAUUGGAGGGAGGAAAGUGAACUGAAAAAUGCAAAGCCUCGUGUCAAGCGAGACAAAGCACCUGUGCUCUCCAAAUUCGACGGCACAAAGCCGGUAUCCAAGGCAACCGAGAAAUCGAAUCAGCAAUGGGAGGAGACUCUAGGAGAUCAUGCGCUCCCUCUGGCAGAAUGCUCAGAAGAAGUAUUACCGAACUCCCAGAGGCUAUCUAACAGUACAGAAAGCUUGCCCAAGUUUUCGAAAUGGUCCAACGAGUAG
Botrytis deweyae is the source of this 510-nucleotide messenger RNA. RefSeq lists its product as uncharacterized. NCBI's taxonomy places the organism in Eukaryota, Fungi, Ascomycota, Leotiomycetes, Helotiales, Sclerotiniaceae. The transcript has a single exon. The record is from RefSeq and is a predicted model, not a curated record. The coding region runs from base 1 to 510 and encodes 169 amino acids.